Molecule: messenger RNA, 444 nt
Organism: Mya arenaria
Lineage: Eukaryota; Metazoa; Mollusca; Bivalvia; Myida; Myidae
Product: protein/nucleic acid deglycase 2-like
Exons: 2
Coding region: 1-444 (147 amino acids)
Source: RefSeq, a predicted model, not a curated record
AUGCCAGGUAAAAGAGUUGGUAUUCUUAUUGAGUUCAACUACGAAGACAUUGAGCUUUGGUACCCAUUUUACCGCCUGAAAGAGGAGGGCCACGAAAGUUUACCAUCGGCCCCGAGAAAGGGAAAACUUACAACUCGAAGCAUGGAUACCCGUGUAAGGCCGAGCUUCAGAAUAGAUGCUCUGAUCAUUCUUGGAGGGUUUGCCCCGGACUACUGGCGACGGGACCAACGCAUCCUAGACCUUGUGCGGGAGAUGGACAAAGCCAGAAAGGUCCUCGCGUCCGUAUGUCACGAACCCUGGGUGCUCAUCUCCGCCAAGGUUAUACGUGACCGAAAGGUCACCUGCUUCAAAGCCAUUAUUGAUGACGUCUAUGAACGCUGCCGCAAACUAUUCCGACGCACCUGUGGUUGUGGAUAUGAAUAUGGUCACGUCAAGAGAACCUAA